CAGUCGAGCUUUGAGCUACGCGGCUCAGCGCGCUUUAAUUCAUUAAAGGGAAUUUAGGUUGGAGGAGGUCGUGGAGGAAGAUUUAUAAAAAAAAAAAAAUAAAAAAUAAAAGGCCUGGUUUCGUGAUUAUACCUGGAGGAAAUCGUCUUGAAGGAGGAUCUAAUUCGGAUUGACCACAUCUCGGUGCUUUUUUUAAUUAUUUAAUGGUGAAGACUGUCCUGUCCAGCGCGUGCGGAUGCCAUUUGAGAAGAAGUUGAGACAUGCCUUAAGUCGGAAAGCUGGUCUUUUAGUUGCUGGGAAUAUGGGAAUCCUGCACGAAAUCUGAGAUAUUAUUCCUAGCUCUGACGGAAAACGGAAGAUCUGUCUGCACUGCAAGUGUCCGCGUGAGGAUCAUGCUGUGACGGCCAUGCCUCUGGAGAUGGAGAAGACCGUGUCCAAGCUGUUGUACGACUUCCAGAGGAACUCCACGUCGGACGACGAUUCGGGCUGCGCUCUGGAGGAGUACGCCUGGGUGCCGCCCGGCCUCAAACCCGAACAGGUUCAUCAGUAUUACAGUUCUCUGCCUGAGGAGAAGGUGCCGUACGUGAACAGCGCUGGAGAGAAACACCGCAUCAAACAGCUCCUGCACCAGCUGCCACCUCACGACAAUGAGGUGCGAUAUUGUAGCGCUCUGGAUGACGAGGAGAAGAGGGAGCUGAAGCUCUUUAGUAACCAGAGGAAGAGGGAGAACCUGGGCCGGGGUAACGUCAGGCCUUUUCCAGUCACCAUGACUGGAGCCAUAUGUGAACAGUGCGGUGGUCAGAUUAACGGAGGCGACAUCGCUGUUUUUUCUUCUCGGGCGGGUCACGGUGUGUGCUGGCACCCUCGGUGCUUCGUGUGCAGCACAUGUGACGAGCUCCUGGUGGACCUGAUUUACUUCUACCAGGAAGGCAAAAUCUACUGCGGCCGACACCACGCCGAGAGACUGAAACCGCGAUGUUCAGCAUGCGACGAGAUCAUCUUCGCGGAUGAGUGCACAGAAGCAGAAGGCAGGCACUGGCACAUGAAGCACUUCUGCUGUUUCGAGUGCGAGACGGUUUUGGGUGGCCAGCGCUACAUCAUGAAAGAGGGUCGGCCGUACUGCUGCGGCUGUUUCGAGUCCCUCUACGCCGAGUACUGCGACUCCUGCGGAGAACAUAUCGGUAUUGACCAGGGCCAGAUGACGUACGACGGGCAGCACUGGCACGCUACUGAAGACUGCUUCUGCUGUGCACGCUGCAAGAAGUCCCUACUGGGUCGUCCAUUUCUGCCCAAACAGGGUCAGAUCUUCUGCUCGAGGGCGUGUAGCGCGAACGAGGACGCCAAUGGCUCGGACUCUUCAGACUCUGCCUUCCAAAGUGGCCGAACCCGUGAGGCCAGGCACAGCAGCUCCAAAUCGAGCAAGAGCAGUAGCAAUAGCAACAGUGGUGGAAACGGUUCUAGCGGGUGCUAUUCGGCUGAUGUGGACCCUCUUUCUCUGCAGAUGGACUUGCUGAGUCUGGCGAGUCAGGCCCCAAGUCUGAACAGAGAACCUCCAUCCUGGAAAAAGCAAAUCGAUCGAUAUGGCUAUGAAGGUCAGAAUGAAUCUUCCCCAACUCCUCUGCAACUGCUGAGUCAGUGCAACGUCAGAACGUCCUAUGCCCAGCAAGACAGCAGGCCCAGAGAGUCUGUACAGUCCAAGAGACCUCCUGUAUCUGCAGUCAAAGGACAUUCAUUUAAUGAGAACUGGCUCCAGCCAGAUCCCGAGGACCAUUACCCGUCUGAGCUGAAAGCGCAGGCUAGCUUUAACGAGUUGCCGUCUAAUGGCUUCAUGGACAAGCGCUCGAUCAGCAUCCAUGCCUUUCAGAGGGAGAGAGAGAGGGAACGAGAGAGGGAGGUUGCGGCUCAACUGGGCCGCAGUAGGAACCCCAUCAGUGCACUUAGCUUUAGUGAGCAGCUCACACCGCUGGAACAAACACCUCGCGGUUCCAUGGAAUCACUAGCACUGUCAAAUGCUACAGGUACCUCGGCAGAUGGUGGCGGUAAGAGGCAGGAGCACUUGUCCCGCUUCUCCAUGCCUGACUUGAGUAAAGACUCUGGCAUGAACGUCUCGGAGAAGAGCAACAUGGGCACUCUGAAUUCUUCAGUGCAGUUCCACAGCUCAGAGUCUCUCCAUAGCCUCACCACUAGGCAGCCGUACCUGGAGAUGGAGCCACCCGUGCAGGUGAAUUAUCCACUUCCGUAUUCCCAGCAGUCUCCCGGAAUCACCAUUCUACCCCCCGGCUUCACCUAUCAGGACGAGGACAGGGCGAGUUUAGUGAGCAGUGCUCACAAUGCCCGUCUGGCACCCAUGAGCGAACGGACUCACCGGCGUGUUCUUGAGCCGGAAGAGCCACGACGAAGGCAUCAUCACCGCUCGCGCCGUUCCCGUCGUUCUCGUUCCGAAAACGCACUCAAUUUAGUGGCCCAACAUCGUCCGCCGAUGCCGGAGCGAUCACAGUUACGUGUAUGUGAGGAUUAUGAUCGGUUUCCUCCUCCACGUGGUCCAAGGGAUCCAAAUAAUGGUGGGAUUAGAGAUUCCAGAUUAAGACAGCAGCCCUUCAGGCCAUGCCCUCGCACAACCUCAGACCUUACGCUUCAGAACCCAGCGCCACAGCGCCACAUGGGUCGUUACGCCUGGGAUCCGUACAAUUAUGACGACGACUGGUGCUCUACCUGUUCUUCGUCUUCCGAAUCCGAGGACGAAGGCUAUUUCUUGGGAGAACCAAUCCCCAAGCCGGUUAACCUAAGGUAUAUGACCAGUGAGGAGUUACUGCACAAGUACAGUUCUACCGGACUCGUAGGAUCUGGUCACUUGGGAACCCGAGGACAGUUACACACUCGCAAGCGCAGGAAGAGCAAAAACUGUAUCAUCUCCUAACAUACACCCAUAAUGCACUCACCUCCACUAUAAGUUUUAACAGUUCACUUGAUUCGCUUUUCAGUAUUGUGUGGGUGUCAGUGAGCAAUAUGCAGUAAUGUCAGCUUCAGACACGCUUUUGCAUACUUAUUUCCCUUUGAUAUUCCUAAAUAAUCAUUUCUUAGAAAGGUCCCAGCACCCCCCACCCCAACCAACCCCGGUCUUGCUGCAGCCAAUGUGCAAUUGCGCGUAGUUUUCAUUUUCCGUUUAUAGCCAGCACAGUUUUGCGCCACUUCUUCUUGCUGUGUGUUUCUAAAUGAGUUUAUUCGAUGUGUAUAUUAGUAAAUGAAUUAAUAAAAUACACUUAAGUUAAGGCUGUAAAGUGAAAUAUAAUGUAAAUGAUGUACCGCAUAUUUUUAUAUUUUGUAACAAUAGAAUCAUUUAUGUAUUAAGUAUAAUGUAGAGAUUCCAUAGGAACGCAUGCAAGUUACUUUGCUGGUUUUUGUCCUGUAUUGGAAAUUUUUUUUAAAAAACUUGCAUUUCAGCAGGUAGUUUGACUGACAGGUGUUGGUUCCAGAUCGUCAGAGCACGGCGUGGUCUUCGAACGACGCGCUCGCCAUCUGCUCGAUGAAUAAAUGCAUUAGAACACGCCGACGUGGCAUCGUCUGCCCACUGUUUCUCACACGUUUCCUUUCCACACAGCUAUGCUUAUGAAAAUUCAGUGAUUUGUUUUCACCCUUGCUUUGGCAUACUGAGAUUCAACGUAGGCUUAGACUGCUGGCGCCGGUAGGAGCUGUGUUGUUAAUCUUGUUAAAUAAAUAUUGUCUGAAAAAUUGAAUCCUAAUGCAAUUAAAAUUGAAUUUGAAAUGUAUGGUAAAGUCAAAAAAUGUGUAUCAAGUAAAGAAUAGAACUCAAUACCAUGCGAUAACGUGCUAUUAUAGGAAAUGAAUCAACAGUGGAGUGUUUUUCCCUCUUAAACCAAAGCAAUCUGCCAGCAAUGGCAUGUCGUACUUUUCUUUGAAUCAACUUAUCGUUACGUCCGCAAAACAAGACAACGGUUCCUGUUGACUUAUGUCCUGACAACUAUACACAGUCAUUCUCUCACCAGCCUCUAUACUCUUCUCUGUUUAAAGAUAAGACGAAAAAAAAACCCCUGCAAAAUGCCGCUUCUCAAGUCCUCAGUCCUGAACGCUUUUCUGUGUCCAAAAACAUACUGUUACAAAACGUCUCCUUACAGAAAACUUCACCACUGCUAUUUUUAUUAGACUAGAUACCAUUCAAAGCCACCAUACAAGACCUUGUGUAGUGUAUAUAAACUAUAAUUAUAACUAAAGAUAUAAACGGCACCUUCUGCCAAUCGGAUAAAUUUAAAUUAUUAUUUAAUAUUAUUAUUCUUAUUCAAUAUUCUUAAUAAGGGGGUGUGGUCUCAUCCUCGGGUGCUCCGGUUUCCUCCCCCAGUCCAAAAGACAUACAUUGUAGGCUGACUGGCAUUUCCAAAUGGUCCAUAAUGUAUGAAUGGUGUGUGAUUGUGCCCUGCGAUAGGUUGGCACCCCAUCCAGGGUGUCCCCUACCUUCGCCCCGAGUUCCCUGAGAUUUUCUCCAGGCUCCCCUCCGCGAACCUGUGUAGGAUAAGCGGUAUGGAAAAUGGAUGGAUGGAUAGAAUAUUAUAAACAGGACUGUUUAUGAUCAUGUUAGUAUUAAUAAUAAGACUAUUCUUUAAUAGGACGGCAGUACAGCACUGAGAUCUUGGUGCCACAUGUGAGGAACAGAAAUCACACACUGUUAUUACCGAGCCAAUAUUUGGCUAAUGGCGAGUGUUGAACAGAGAUCAGGUCUCUCUAUAAAGUUCAUAAAAUACCUAUUAACACUUUAAGGGCAACAGAAAACAUGUUCAUCAAACAGCUGGGUGAAGUUCUAGAAAAGCCACCUUGUGAUUGAUUUUUCUCAUGGUAAUGCCGUUGCGGACAAAACUAGGUUAAAAUGAGUGGUCGCUUAAUAGGACGUACUCAGCAUUAGCAUCUUUUGAGCUCGUCCGAGCAGAAAUUUUGGUCCAAAAUAUCAGAAUUUUGUCAGAAAGCUGUUAUGAUGAGUGUCUAAAAUGUCACCAGUAGCCAACUGAAUCUAAACCUAACUGAGAUCACGCAGUCUGCCAUAGAAUUUCUCCAAAACGUCAUUGACACCAUGUCGAACAGCGUGGCAUGUAGUAAACUUAUAAGACCACCGUUAUCACCCAGUAUAAAUCGGCUUUAAUGUAAUGCGCUGUUGGGAAUCGAAUCCUGUAGCAGCGUUUGAAAAGAUGUUGAAUUUGACCUGACUAGCUACACCGCUGACUUGAUUAAAGGUGGUGAAGCACUAAUGACUUUGACAGGCGCGAGGCUUUAGAAGUCUUUGCGCUAAUCUUCACGGAAUGCAUGUCCUCGAGAUGAGCAUGUAUAUUGUGGUGAUCGAAAUUGAAGCAAUUUGGCAACGUUAUUGUAGAAACAGCUGCAUAAACAUGCGAACGACAUUAACGGCGCUGUGAGAAUGACUGGGUGGGACGUGUCGGUCUGGUCUCUCGUUCUCUCUCGGGUUCCCACCCACCAGUUCAGACGAGAUGGUUCUCUUAUAUUCAGAAGCAGCAGUGUUGAGGAUUUAUUGAUGGAAAUGUAAGAAGAAUGAUCUCUUUGUAGCCAAUCAGACAACACCUAUAUGCAUAGAAAUUCAGCAAAAUGGUCUGUUCUCUAAGUUCAUCUGAAAUCAGCCAGACGUGAUAUAUAUAUAUAUAUUAUAUAAUAUAACAUUUUUUUCCGGAGCUUAAAACAAAACAGGAGCUCUUUUGUUUUCAGGGCAAACGGAGCUCUCGGGCUUUGCUUGUGCACUGAUGGGGCCAUAUUGAGCAGGGCUCGUUCAGCAUGUGAACCUCAUCAGAGCUGCAUACACUCCAGCGCGCUCUUAUUUUCUUAUUUGUCCUGGGAAUGCUUAGCUUGGAUCUGAAGCAAUUUGAUUAACGAAAGGAAGUAUGCUUUAGAAGAUGUGUCUCUUUAGACUACAGCUGCACAGGCAGUCGAAUCUCAUCAUUUUCCCCCUUGAUAUGUCUGCUUCACAGGAUCUCGUGUCUGUUUUCCGUGUCCCAUUUUAUUUGGAAAAAUGCAGCCGUUUCGGCAAGAGUCCUUGUUGGUCCUACUGUUGGUUGACUAUUUAUUCGGGUAAAUCCGGAAUACAUUACAGUCAACGUUCACUGUUUAAGCGUGGGGGUUAAGGGUAGAGGAAUGUAACAAUAUGAGAGAUGUUUUGGCCUCGACAAAUCUCCCUUGAAAACGCACCAUGUCCAAUUCACUAAUGAAAACCAUGAGUUUUUACUGAACUUGUACCACAUCUGAUGUUAGAAAUACCCUUAAGAAAGCUGUUUCGAACUCGUAAAAGACGUGCGAAGUGCUCGUUCGCUUUGAAAGCAUCGUGUUGCCACACUAUGUGCGUUGCUGCAGGUUUUCAGUAAAUAUGAAUUUAUGGAUAUACUUCGUGGCAUGUUAAACUGCCACGCUAGAUUUUGUACAAUUUAUGAGCAGUUAAUACGUGCAGUUCUUGUGGUUUUAGAGCUGCAUUGCAGUUGGUCAGUGAAGAAACGCCCCGUAAAGCCAGAGAACAAACUGAAAUCUUCAUGUACGUAUUACCUUCUAAAACGCCCUCCGUGACCGUGAUGACGUCUAAAUGUUGGUCAUUUACUUAAGAACUUGAAAAUCCCUAAUCGGAUAUUGACGCGUGUUCUUGAUCUUGUUAUGGGACCUCGGGAUCGUUAUUCGAAAGGGAUUUCAAGACUGUAGAGCUUUUGAUUGGAUCGGCUUAAUUUUUAUUAGUAGUAGUAUUUUUUUACGUUGUUGCAGAGCAUUAACUUGUCCCCGCUUUUAUGAUUGCAUUCUGGAUAAUAGACUGUUCUACCGGCUGUUCUCUGGUUAAGACAUGUCCUCUGGAACCUUAUUCUGAUUUCAUUAAAGAUUUGAUGAUAAUGGGAUCAACAUCUGAAAGCAAUUUAAUUUUGGAUUAUUAAAAUAUUCCGCAGUUGCAGCACCUGGAAAAUCCUGCAGAUGUUUUCAGCCUCCAUGAACAAAACAGACCUCCAUUAAAAAGCACAUAGAGAUCCAUAUUGGAAGUAUACGAGGGUACGUCCGGGUCAAUCAAGAUCCGUUUAUUAACUCCAGCCCCAAAAUGAAUCUGAAAUGAUGAAAAACAAGGAAAGGAGAGCUUUUGAGAUGUAUAGCUUUUGUAAUAUUUAUUCUUUUAAAGCUAAAAACAACUCUAAUUUUUUUUUUGUGUUUUUUUUUUUUUAAAUAAAAAUGAACGAACGUGACAUUUUAACAUCCCGUAUUUGCACGGAUUUGUUUUUUCUGCUUGAAAACUUUCUGCCUUUUAGUCUUGGCUUGUGUUGAGUCAGCUUCCUGAAUAGCUCCCGUAUCUGCUAUUUAUUCCCUCUAAGGAGGAUGUGAAGUCUAUUUCGAAGGUUGCUGAAAUCCGUAAUUAUCGCCGUUUAAAGCCAAACUGAGCCAAAUUACCGCUUAGCACUCCCAGCCUUAAAAUAGCCUGAUUUUUUAAAAAUUAUUCACAACUGUAGGAUGCAGGAAUGCUAACGGCGCCGCAACGGUAACCCGUGAACGGGAAUCGUAUGGCUGCAGCGGACGAAGAUUUCCAGUCUAGCUCCUCAUCAUGUGUGUUCAAUUAGCGCUGGCAGAAAGAAAGCUGACCCCAGAUCAGUUCUGGGUUUCGUUCUCUAGUGGUCGGGAUCUGAGUGCCAGCUUGGUUCAGAUUCCACCAGCAUAAAUGGUGGGUUGAAACUGUUAACGAUGUGUUGUAGCGAUGUUAAAACCGUGCUUGGUCUCGUUGGGGGGAAACACAGAAGCGACGAGAAGCCUUGUGUGUUUCUCAUAUCACAUGAUCAAGGCUGGCAGUAAUGCCCUUUAAGCUAUCAGCGUUCCCAUUCCCUACAUCUCCAAUUAGGCGGUGUAUCCUAGUUAUGUCAAGACCCAUAACGUCUUUCUCGAGGGCUGUAUGUGCAAAUUAACACAUGUUGGUUCCACAUAAUGAGCUACGGUUUUAACAGAAUCAUACCACGGUGCUGUUGAGUCUGAUUGUGGAUUAAUUAUCUAUUACAGAAGCACUGACGGUCCUCAAGCUGUAAUUCAAAUCAUAGCUUGUUGUAAUGUUAUCAUAUGUUUUUAUACUAACGGCUCACCUACACCAACUUGUAUGGUGGAACAUCUAUAGAAUGUUUGUCACGGUGGCUUAGUGGUUAACACGUUUGCCUCACACCUCCAGGGUUGGGGGUUCCACCUCUGCCCGUUGUGUGUGGACUUUGAAUGCUCUCUCCAUGCUUUGGGGACAUACGCUGUAGGCCGUUUGGCAUUUCCACAUUGUCCAGUGUGUGAAUGAUUGUACCCUGAUAUGGGCUGGCACCCCAUCUAGGGUGUCCCCGAGUCCCCGUGACCCUGUGUAGGAUAAGGGUACAGAAAAUGGAUGGAUGGAUGGAUGGAUGGAUGGAUGGUGAAGCUUUCUGUUGGGGAAUGUAUUUAUUUAUUUAUGGAAGGAGUCUCCAGUAUCAGCAUAGCUACAUACGGUUGUGUCUUCUGCCACUGGAAACACCUCUGCACAACUUGUUGGCUCUGUUUUUGGGUCUUAACUUAAAGAAGGCGUCAGUUUAUACCUCCAAAUCCAUAAGUGAUAACGGAAAAUUUGUUUCACAGAUGUUCCACAAUGUUAAAUAUAACUGUAAAAGGAUAUAAAAUUUUUUAAAAACAUGGUGUCAUUCUUUCAUAAACAAAAAUGCAUGACUCUGGCGUAAACGGAAUAAAAGACUUUUUAAUGCGCUGUUAUAGGAAAAUAAUCUGCUUGACUUCACCACCCUGUUGUUGAUUUAUUUUCCUAUAACAGCGUCAUGUGUCGUUACUUUUCUCACUUCCUUUCUAUUGUUUUCCUCCGUUCUGUUCUCUGCCGUCAGCCACCCUGAGGUGUUCUCUGCAGUGUGAUCUGGUGACGAAUUACUUCGCAACACCCACUCACAUCUGAAUGUGGGUUUGAAUUGAGAAACAUCCACGGUUGAAUGGAGCCCGUCCCUGGCUCUUAAUCCACAGUUCAGAAAGUCACAGAGAUGUUUUAGAUUCAUGGAACUUCUGGAUUACGGCACUGCUAAUCCUGAGAGCUCAUGUCUCAGUCACUUUCAAGCAUGCUAAUGGUGUUACUGAGCUCCUGUGUCCCUCGCGUAUCAUAACGCUACAUGCACAAACAUGCUCGGUAUCUGCUGGAUCGUCAGCGUGCUUCGCUCGUUGUCUGACGUGAAGCUAAAGGGCGAACAUACCGAGCACUCGCUAAGGGCUCCUGGUCAAACGGGUGGGCCCAGGCGACAAAUCUCAACCUGUGAGUGUUCCACAGAGAAUCUUUUUCUCCCUCAGAAGAACAAACAGGAGGUUGUAGGCUAGAGCAUGUACGUUUAAUAACGUGAAUAUAAUUGAUUUCCACCAUUUUUGGACACGAUGCUAAUAAGGUCACACCACACUUCCAAUACAUGAUCACUCAGUGGAG
This is a messenger RNA of Ictalurus furcatus (blue catfish), 9442 nucleotides long. RefSeq names its product prickle homolog 2b (gene prickle2b). The record is from RefSeq and is a predicted model, not a curated record. Gene Ontology annotation, molecular function: zinc ion binding. Bases 407 to 2917 code for a protein of 836 amino acids. NCBI's taxonomy places the organism in Eukaryota, Metazoa, Chordata, Actinopteri, Siluriformes, Ictaluridae. The transcript has 8 exons.